Molecule: messenger RNA, 315 nt
Organism: Trichophyton verrucosum HKI 0517
Lineage: Eukaryota; Fungi; Ascomycota; Eurotiomycetes; Onygenales; Arthrodermataceae
Exons: 1
Coding region: 1-315 (104 amino acids)
Source: RefSeq, a predicted model, not a curated record
AUGCGAGGAUGUGCUGGCGGCGACGAUGCAGCUGGAGGCGUGAAGUUGGCGAGCAAGUCCCUUUUUGAGGCGCACGAUGACGACUUGCCGGAUCGGGCGCAAACGCCUAAACUCCGAGUUUCGCGCGCUUCACAAACUUACAACAUCAACGACAACAUCAACAUCAACGCCAACGCCAACGCCAACGACAACGACAACGACAGCCCUCCCAACGGCCAACUACGAGCCGGCAGCAACAUCCAUAGCAACAGGAGCCCCUCGCUCAAACACACUCGAAACUACGCCGUUUGCUUUUUCUAUUUAAAGGUCUACUAG